CAAGUUGAAAGUAGAAAGUUGUAAGUUGUGCUGCCAGAGAGACUAGUAAAGGUUUACAGAGUUUAGACUCAAACACCAAAGAUGAAGUAUCUCUUUUUUAUUUGUCACCUGUUUGUCCUUUAUGGGACAUCUGUAAGUGUGACAAGAGAAUACUUUUUUGUUUCUGAUCGGAAGACCUUGACUACAGCUCAUGACUAUUGCAUACAACACUUUGGGAAUUUGGCUACCAUCACUUCUGAAGAGGAAAACAACAAAGCUCUGUUGGUUACAGGACAAAACCUAGCUUGGAAUGGGCUUAUCAGAACUGCACCACAUGUAAAGAACUGGACAUGGGCUGAUGGAGAUACAUCAAAUUUCACAAAGUGGUUACUUGGCGAGCCCAAUGAUGUUAAUGCAGGAGAGAAUUGUGUUGUUAUGGAUCAAAAUGGCUGGCGUGAUACUAGCUGUAAUCGAGAAUUUCCUUCCGUUUGUUCUAGGAGUUUCAUAUUUGUGAAUGAGAAAAAAACCUGGGAGAUGGCUCUUCAGCAUUGCAGGACUCAAUACACUAGCUUGGCUUCUAUGGAAUCAGAUAAAUCGCUUCAAUAUUAUCAGACACUGCUUAAAACAGAAACUCAACCCGCAACAGUGUGGAUAGGCCUGCGAUUCCUUGGUGGAAAAUGGUUCUGGGUGAACGGGAUGCUGCUGGGGAGCAAUGUACCUCUAAAUCAAUGCCCAAUCAAGCCGUAUAGCUGUGGUGCCUUCAACUUCAACACAUUAGUCUGGGAGAACAGAGACUGCAAUGAGGAGCAUAAUUUUCUCUGCUAUCACAGACGAAAUAACUCUCUGGAAUAUUCUCUGGAAUAAGAAGAAUAUCUCUCUCAAGAAGCAUUCUUCAAUAAAUCAUUCAGAAUAUUCUAGAUGUAGAAUCUAGUAUGUAGUAUGAUUAACCUGGGUCAUCACUUUUUAGCCUUAAUAUAACAGUAAAAUAGUUUUCAUUGAUUGAAAUUAGGGCAGGUGUUGUUUAAUUGUGUACUUUUUUUUAAUAUUAAUAUGCUAAAACAUUGUGUACCUGUGAAUAGAUGUUUGGGGAUUAGUUUUUCUAGAAUAAUUUAAUGGAGGAAUUUUGUGUAUUUAUGAGUAAAUGUUUGGAGGUUGGGUUUUCAGUAACUUUUUAAAAUCUAACGUAAAAGCUAAGAUUACAUUUUUCCUAAGAGCCGUUUGACUUAUUUGAAUGGGAAAGUAAUGCCCAAAGCUACAUUUUAACAUUAGUUUGCAUUGAUCUUGGGUCACCAGAAGCACGUAAGCUAUAGUGCUAUUUAAAUAAUUUAAUUUCUCUGCUACAUACACAUUAAAACAUUCCUUUCAAGAGAAUAUCCUGCAUGAAUAGGCAGGAAAUGUACUGCUCUAGCCAUUGUAAAACAAUCUGUUCACCUUGUUGUUCAGUUUUCCACUUCAGUUAAAAUCAACCAACAAUGUUAUUAUUAUUAUUAUUAUUAUUAUUAUUAUUAUUAUUAUUAUUAUUAUUAUUAUUAUUAUUAUUAUUAUUAUAACAAUAGUUCAAAGUCUGAAGCUCUGAUUAUCUAGAUCCAACCACUUUCAUCUAUGUUAAACAAAAUAAUCACACUAAUUAAAUGUCUGAAAUUGA
Messenger RNA from Tachysurus fulvidraco (yellow catfish), 1624 nucleotides. Its product is annotated as macrophage mannose receptor 1-like. The transcript has 2 exons. Lineage: Eukaryota; Metazoa; Chordata; Actinopteri; Siluriformes; Bagridae. The coding region runs from base 82 to 843 and encodes 253 amino acids. The record is from RefSeq and is a predicted model, not a curated record.